Molecule: messenger RNA, 1246 nt
Organism: Anastrepha ludens (Mexican fruit fly)
Lineage: Eukaryota; Metazoa; Arthropoda; Insecta; Diptera; Tephritidae
Product: superoxide dismutase [Cu-Zn]
Exons: 3
Coding region: 361-1149 (262 amino acids)
Biological process (GO): removal of superoxide radicals
Molecular function (GO): copper ion binding; superoxide dismutase activity
Source: RefSeq, a predicted model, not a curated record
CAAACGUUGCGUGUCAAACAAACAAUAGGCCAUUCGUGUCGCAGAACGCACCACAUUUCUGCAAUCAUUAGGUAUAAAAAAAUAUUUAUAUUUUUUUACACACUAACCUCCCAUACAUAUGUAUGUAUGAAUGUACAUAUUUAUGUAGGGAACUGCCUUCUGUUAAAUCGGCGGUCUGAAAACAAAUACCCCCUGCUGCAUUUAACUGAAUCAAUCAGCGUGAAAACCGUGUCGAAGUCAUCAUCAUUGAUGGACGUACUAGUUUAAAGUUUAAUGUUUGUCAAUUCAGUUGUUAGUCGGCAAUUUUACACACCGGUUGCUUGCUAGCUUGUCAAAAUUAAUUAAACAAUUUUGUAUAAUAUGGCACACAUCAUUCGACUACUUUGGCACAUUUUUUUACUGUUCACAAUCUGCGUCAACCCCUUCGCAGUUGCGUCCAAUCAAGCAACAGAAAUCCGGGCACGUCCCACUAUCAAUAAUUCGUACUCUAAUAAAGCGGCUGCAGAGGUGGUGAAGGUUGUCUCAGGUACUCAGGUAAAACGUUUUGAGCGAAUGACGGUGCCUCUGGGUGGCGAAUUGAUUCAUCAUCCACUGUAUUUUGGAUACAAUUAUGUCAGCGUUGUAACACAUUGGCAAGCAUCCGCAAAAAUUUCAAUAGAAGGUGAAUCCGCCGUAAGCGGAAUGAUUACAUUUCAGCAAAUGCCCUACAAUAGCGAUCUCAAAGUGACAAUUAACAUUACUGGAUUGGCACCAGGCAAACAUGCGCUGCAUAUACAUACAUAUGGGGACAUAAGCGAGGGCUGUAAAUCCACCGGCGGACAAUUUCCUAAUAAUUUCAUCGGCAACAUUGAAACCAAAGAGGAUGGUAGCAUAUCGGCGGCUUUUCGCAGUGUAUAUCUGAAUUUGUUCGGUUUCAAUGGGAUAAUAGGGCGUUCGAUUGUUGUUCACGAGAAGCCUAUCGAUUUAAAUACGGCACUUAAUGCGGAAGUAUUCUCCAGUUCACUGCAAGCCUUGCCUGAUCCCCUGGCCUAUCAGAAUGAGGAGAACUCUGUGGGCCCGGCGAUUGCAUGUGGCGUUAUAAGUAUUACAAGCACAACAUCGGCCACAAAGACGCCCACAACGACGCCAACAACGCCACCACAGAUGUAAAGAAAAAUCAGCUUAAUUGUCUAAAGAUAUAAAAAUAACACAAAAUGGGUGUGAGAGUGUAAAUAAAAACAAUCUUUGCAAGCUUUUGUUGUGAUUU